Molecule: messenger RNA, 2002 nt
Organism: Bradysia coprophila
Lineage: Eukaryota; Metazoa; Arthropoda; Insecta; Diptera; Sciaridae
Cellular component (GO): plasma membrane
Molecular function (GO): protein binding
Source: RefSeq, a predicted model, not a curated record
AGAUUUGAGGAUUCACUUGAUUUACUCAGUAUAGUAUUGACAUUUCCUACAGAUCACGUCGCAUCACGUUGUACAAAUAUCGUGCAGUAGAAAAACUGUUUUUAUAAAUUUUUCGUUUUCUUUUCGAGUCUCAUGUUCCGGAAAAUGCAGAUGGUAACAAGUGACCUUGUUGUACCGGUCAUAAUUUUCCUUUUAAAAAUUAGCGAAACAAAUGCAGCCUGUUACUGGAAUGGUGAUAGUUGUUUGAUCUAUUGCAUAAAUAUGAAUGCAGACAGCAUUCACGAACCAAUUGAAAACUUAUAUGCUCAGAGAGAAGCUUGUCACGAUCAAUUAACAUUGAGACUCCGGACACUAUCAUAUCCCAAUAGCACGAUUGACUCGUUUUGGUUUAACGCUGAUGUGAAAGUAGCUGCACUGGAGGUUCAUUUAAAUGAAGUCCGAAGUAUAUCAGCUGAUGCAUUCAAUGCAGAGGCUUUCCGAAGAGUACAGAGACUUACAUUCCUAAAUUUUGAAUUGCCGUUGUUUGUAAAUGGAACCUUUAGUGGUUUAGAUGCGUUGGAGGUAAUUAAUAUCAAUUCAGCUAUGGGUGUCAGUAGGAUCGAACCAGGAGUUUUGGAUAGUCUCACUGAACUGCAGGAAUUUACAUUCGAGCAAACACUAAGAACUAAUCCAGAAUUGAAUAUUAAUGGUUUAACCGGCUCAGCCGUUCUAUCGAAUUUGGAAUACGUGAAAAUCAGAUACAACUUAGCCAGUUCAAUUAAGAAAUCGACUUUCAUCGGUUUAAAAAACGUAAGACGCCUUGAUUUGUCAUCGUGCCAAAUAAAUUCGAUUGAAGACAACUCAUUUGAUCCGAUCAGCGAAACGAUAGAGGAAUUGGACUUAAGUGGAAACGCAUUAACUACUGUCACCUAUGGAGUGUUCAGUAUGACCCUACCUAACAUUAAAACCAUAAACAUUGAUGGAAAUAGUUGGAAUUGUGUUUGUGACUUGAUGGCAUUUCGAUUAUUCAUCGAACAAUAUCAAGAGAAUUUCAUCGGUUUCGAUUGUGCCUCACCAACCCAUUGUAGGAUAUCCAACAUCUUGGAGUCGGAUUGCUUUGAUACUUGUGAAAUGCCUACAACUACAACAUCAUCUACAUCUACCACAACAACUACGACUACCACCACAACAACAACUACUACAACAACCACCACUUCUCCUGAUACAAAUUUCAUGAUAGAAUGUCUAAGUUCUAGUCCUAAUGAUCUGGCAAUAUCAGACACUGUAUCAAUUGAACGACCGAUUGGUUACAUGACCAUUAUCGAAAACGAAUAUGGAGAGACAAAUUUGAAUAUCGAAACCGAACAGGAUGUAAAUUCAUUGGUUGUAAUUCGGUUUAGUGAAAAGGAAAACACUGGUGAGAUUGAAGAUGGCAAAGGGAUAAAUUGUCUUAGGCGGAGUAAUGCUUGGUCCAUUCCGAUAACUGAUUUAAAGACCGAUGUCACAUAUUCGUAUUGUUUGAUGCGAAAAACGAGCACUAGUGUAUCCCCAUUAGACUGCAUAUCGUAUACUAAAAGACAAGAUCACACGAGUGCGGUUUGGUUGUCCGAAAGUAGUAAAGCAUUGACGAUCACUCUGGCAGUCGUAUUCCUUUUACUGAGUGUUUUACUUGGAAUGGUAAUCGCAUUCUGUUUGAUGGGACACAAUCCUUUUUCAAAAAGUAAUCAGCAAUCCAAAAUGUUGAAGGAACCCAGACAUGCAUUAAGUUACGGUGUUGAUCAUAAUACGCUUACCGACAAACCAUCAAAUUUGAUCACCAGAAACACAAUGCAAACAGAUAUUUCUGGUCAGAAUGAUACACUCAAUUGUCCGCCGCCUUCUGAACGGCCUCCGAAACUAUGUGAAGAAUCAAUUUAUCCAUAUUAUGCAACCGUCGAAGAAAAACAGAAAUGAAAUUACGCGACCCUAGUGAAAACUGAAACUCCUACAAGUCGUGUUAGGACCUUGAUAUCCAUUUUGAACU